AUGGUGGCUCGGGACAUAGGCAGAUAAUACAUACAUACAUCACCACCUUGCCGCCAUCUCCUCCGUGCUAAGGGCGUCGAGAAGAUCGCCCACCCUUUCGUCACUCCUUCUAGACAUUCGUUACUAUGCGCUCCAGUCCCUGGACUUCGCUCUUCGUGAGUGUCGUCUCCCUUUCCCUCACGACUUCAACCAAGACAGUGAGGAACAAUCCUGUCGCUUUGAGCCCCUUCGCCCAAUCUCAUAAUGGCUUUCCUACAUAUUACCCACCAAAAUUUGGUACCUCUGGAAACUUAUCUCUUUCUUCUCGCGACGUACUUCCUGUCGGAGAAUGCAAUGCGGCUACACCCUGCGUCAAUGGGGCUUGCUGUGGAACAGACAACCUCUGCGGGUACUCACCCAAGUCUUGCGGGACUGGAUGUCAGCACAACUGUGACGCAAAAGCAGGCUGCGGCCCCUACGCGGUCGAGGGGGCACAAUCAUGCCCUCUGAACGUCUGCUGCAGCGAAUUUGGCUUCUGCGGCUCGACGACUGAGUUCUGCGAAUGGACCAACAAGGACGACGACAACUACUCCAAGUGCGACACCAAGUACGGCGGCUGCGGCGACGUCAAGCGCCCUUCGUGCGGAGGGUCGAGCGUCGGCAAGCGCAACAUCGGGUACUACGAGUCGUGGUCCAACACACGGUCAUGCCAGAAUGUGAAGCCCGAGGACCUCAAUAUUGACGGUUUCACGUCGAUGAACUUUGCGUUUGCCUUCUUCGACCCUUCGAGUUUCCAAAUCUCGCCCAUGGACGCCAAUGCCGCGUCGCUGUACGAGAGAUUCACGGCGCUGAAGCAGACCAAAGCCGGUCUGGAAGUCUGGAUCUCGGUGGGCGGAUGGAGUUUCACUGACCCUGGUCCGACGCAAAAUGCGUUCAGCAACAUGGUCAGCAGCUCGGGGAAUCGGGCCAAGUUCAUCAAUGGGCUGAUCAAGUUCAUGGACACGUAUGGAUUCGACGGCGUCGACCUCGACUGGGAGUACCCCGGUGCCGAUGACAGAGGGGGCAACAGCGACGAUGUGAAGAACUACGUUGCCUUUGCCAAAGAAGCGCGUGCUGCGUUUGGAAGCAAGUACGGCAUGACGAUGACGCUGCCGACGUCGUACUGGUAUCUGCAGCACUUCGAUCUCAAAGGGGUGCAGGACUCCGUCGACUGGUUCAAUGUCAUGGCGUACGAUCUUCACGGCACCUGGGAUGCCGAUUCCAUGUUCCUAGGCCCCUAUAUCGCUCCUCACACCAACAUCACUGAGAUCGAUGCUGCAUUGGAUCUCAUGUGGCGAGCCGGCAUCGACUCGACCAAAGUCGUUCUGGGACAGGGCUGGUAUGGCCGAUCCUUCACGCUGACCGAUCCGAGCUGUAAUACACCGAAUGGUCGGUGUCAAUUCUCGGGCGGCGCUGACGCCGGACCGUGUUCCAAAGCCUCGGGAAUCCUCGAUUACCAGGAGAUUUCCGAUAUAAUCCUCACCAACUCGCUGACGCCGACAUGGGACAAGACGGCCGGUGUCAAAUGGAUCACCUGGGGUGGUAACCAAUGGGUCUCGUAUGACGAUGGCGACACCUUCAAGCAAAAGGUUGAAUUCGCUAAAAAGCGCUGCCUCGGCGGGAUGAUGGUAUGGGCCGUUGACCAGGUAGACCAGAGCGCAGAAAACGGUUUCGGCGGCGCUUCUAAUGCCGCGGGCUUGGGCAUCACCGCCUCGCAGCAGGCCGACGCCAACCAAGCAAGCCUAGAUAAUGUAGCUAGCGCGACAUGUUACACGGCGGGUUGCGGCGAGAGCUGCAAAGAUGGAUCGACGGCCGUCACGCAGUUUAACGGGCAGCCUGGCUCGUUGAGUACCUCGGACAGAUGCAGCAAGAAGUCAUACAGGACGCUGUGCUGCGACUCCAAGACGGAGGUUGGGACGUGCCAGUGGCGGGGGUAUCGUGGUGCUGGUCUUAGCUGUGUGGGCGGGUGUGCUGAGGGCGAGACUGAGUUGACGAAGAACACGAACUCGCAUGAUGAUAAGAAAGGUGAUAAAAACUGCAAUGGUGGCACGCAGAGCUAUUGCUGUGCUGAUUUCAAACCUACCACCUCAAGUCUCAAAGACGACCUCGAAGACGCGGCAAAGGACGCAGCUAUCGCGCUGGCAGAGGAAGCAGCCCUGGACCUAGCAGCGAAGGCCUUCUGCCGUGUCGCGGUACCCGCUCUUCUCGCGCCCCUUGAGCUCGCAGAGAGCUUCAUCCCCAUCAUCGGUGAGAUCCUUGACAUAGCCGAGAUCGCCGCGACGCCCGCCAUCAUCGCGGGUUGCGUCAAGGGGAUCGAGAAAGAAGGAAAGUCGGUGUUCAAAGUCUUCGGCAAGACGCAGACGCUCAAGUACGACUCGCCUAAGACGAAGCCUACAGACGUCCCGGAUCGGUCGAACCCAAAGUCUGCGACACCUACUAAGUCGGGUGACAAGAGCUCGCCGACGUGUACGCGGAGGACAAAGGAGAAGCGUGUUGACCCCGUCGAGAAGACGGUUUAUCUAGAUGAUCCGCCGAUGAAGAUUAUGAAGGCCGUGGCUAACAAGCGGGACGACUCCUGGAGAGAUGGCGACGGGUGGGGCAUUCUUGCUGGUAAGCAUAACUAAUUAUCUCUAUCAGACCUGUCAUUGUCAACUUGGACCCCAAAUUCAUCACGAUAACCGUGCACGACUUUCUUAUUCCCUACAAAAGUUCUUUUUCAUUAACACGCGGCUCACUCCCAGUCUGGCCCCCGGGAGGCAUCCUCCCCAUCCCAGCGCACUACCAGUUGAUCGCAGGGUACGUCCAGAUAACAACAAGAUCGACUGAAGAGAGGAACGCGUGCGGCGACGUGGUCAAGCGGACGACGACGCAGACGCGCAAAUGGAAGGGCUACGUGUACGACAUCCUCGAGGCCAACGGCAAGCUCGUGUUCGCGGACCGGGGCAUCGGUGACGACGGCAGCGCGUCGCCCGACUUCUGGCCCACGGGCAACGCGAAGAAGGGCAAGGUAACGUACCAGAACCUGGGCGCGAUCGUGCCGGGCCUCACGUACGAGCAGAUCAAGACGCUCGGUAAGGACUUUGCGAAGAAUAAUCCUGACUAUUCGUAUUUUGCCAUCACGGGGAAUAAUUGUAAGACGUUUGCGGAGGCGCUUUAUAGGAUGAUUGCUAGGUAGGUUGGUGUUGAGCUUAGCGAAUUGAGGAUUAGGAUGGUGAUGGUUUCA
This is a messenger RNA of Xylaria bambusicola, 3241 nucleotides long. Its product is annotated as glycoside hydrolase. Lineage: Eukaryota; Fungi; Ascomycota; Sordariomycetes; Xylariales; Xylariaceae. Gene Ontology annotation, biological process: carbohydrate metabolic process. Bases 126 to 2642 code for a protein of 838 amino acids. Gene Ontology annotation, molecular function: hydrolase activity, hydrolyzing O-glycosyl compounds; chitin binding. The record is from RefSeq and is a predicted model, not a curated record. The transcript is spliced from 3 exons.